GAUUAUCUUCCUGCAGGCUGCUUCCAAGUCAGUUGAAAGGUGCACAGACAGAUGAGAAGACAAGCAUCAGAGGAAUUUUCCAGAAGAGUCCGCAGCUGCUGUUUGAGAGUUUACAGUUGCCAAACCUGAUAAAUAGACUCAGUUUCAACAUGGAAUUUGAAAAGCAUGAAAAAGGAAGCUUAUUAAAUAAGAAAUUAGAGGAGAAACUGACGGUCUCUUCUGGUGAUUCUGAAGCCAAACCUCUGAUCUUCACAUUUGUCCCCACUGUCAGAAGACUACCAACCCACUCUAAGUUGGCUGACACCUCUAAAUUCCUUGUUAAAAUUCCUGAGGAACCAAGUGAUAAGAAUCCAGAAACUGUAAAUAGGUCGGAGUCCAAUGAGUACUUGACCUUGAAUGCUGGGAGCCAGCCGGAGAGAAACCAAGGGACAUUGAUUUAUCCUUCAGACGGCAGUGAAAAGAUUUCACAAGCAAGGGGAAUUAAAGCAAAAGAACUUCAAGGAAUGCAGCAAAGUGACCUCUUCAAAGCUGAAUAUGUCUUUAUUGUGGACUCGGAAGGGGAAGAUGAAGCUACAAGUGGAAAAGGUGAACAAAGCCCCCCUGAAGGGACGGGCUCUACAGCUUCUCGGCCCAAAUCUCUAGCAAUUUCCUCCAGUCUGGUCUCUGAUGUGGUGCGUCCCAAAACACGAGGGACAGACCUCCAGGCCCCAUCAUAUCCUGAAAUGUUUCAUGGGAUUGUCCCUCAGCAAAAGCACGGGCAGUUAACUUCUUCUCCCACUACCUCUGAGCAGCUUGCCUGUAAACCACCUGCUUUCUCCUUUGUUUCUCCAACUAAUCAGAAAACGCCACCUGACCCAGUUAACCUCGACGGAGCCUCUGUGCUAGAGGAGUUCCACACUAGGAGGCUGGAUGUCAGUGGGGCCUUGGUGGAAGAAACAACUACGUAUUUUCAAACUUCUGCUCAUUCUUCACCCUUUUUUGCAUCGAAGGGCACCUCCUCGACGUCACAGUUUCCCCAUGCCACUCAGUUAUCAGGUUCUAAUUUAUCCAGUCCAAGAGCUGCAGAUGAGAAACCUGGACUGGCAUCUGAAGUUCUGAAGAAGACAACAGCUUUCACCUCGCAUGUCCUUAGCCCCAGAGAAAGCCCGGGAACCACUUCUCCUUCACCAUCCUCCAGUGCUUCUCUGAAGUCGAAUUCGGGCUCGUACAUACCAGUCCGUAUUGUCACACAUUUGCUCUCUCCAAGUCCCAAACAGUUUACCUCCUCUUUCCAUGGGUCUUCUUCCACUAUCUGUAGCCAAGUGUCAUCUAGUGGAAAUCUCUCAAAGUCAGGAGUGAAAUCCCCAGUGCCUUCCCGGCUUUCCCUUCUCACUGCCAUGCUGAAGUCAAACCCUUCUCACCAAAGACCCUUUUCCCCUGCAUCCUGUCCCACUUUCUCUCUCAACUCCUUGGCUUCUUCCACACUCACACUCGAUCAAAAAGCAAAACAAACCCCACCCACACCUAAGAAAUCUCUCUCUAGUUGCUCUCUGAGAGCAGGGUCUCCAGAGCAAAGGGAACACCAGGUUUCUGAACUUAGCCAGCAAUCCUUUCACUUACCUUUUUUUGCCACAUCUGCUCCCCUUUCUCAGGCAUGCUCCCUCUCUCCCACAAAACAUGCCGGUAGUAGCCUUGUUUCUUUGAAUGUAGAGAAAACAACCACUUCUUUGAAAAGUAACCCAACACUGUCCCCACUACAGACUGGUUCAUUGAGUUCUGUAGGUCUUCCUCCUGUUCCGCCAACUGUCCCUUCACUUUCUUUGAAGGGCAAACAGGAUGUUGACCUCAGGGGUCCAGAAAAGCCCAGGAAUAUUCACAUACAUCCUACAUCAGUCUCCUCUGCAUUAUCUUCUCUAUCUCCUCCCGCUAAUCAAAGAGCCAUGCUCUCCUCUCCAGAGAAAUAUUUCCAUCCUUCCCCAGCUCUUUCAAACCUAAUAAACAGAUCCAAGAGAACAGCCCCACAGCUAGCUGACCAGGGGCAGAAUCCUUCAACUCCUCCUUUACCCCCUGUCUCCAGUGCUAGCUCUGCCUCUCUUUCCAAAUUGGGGUCCUCUCCUCUCCCUCGUGCUAAUCUGCCCACCCAGACACUCCAGCUCCAUCCCUCAACACUGUACCCAAGUUGUGGCAGUGGUACCUUACCUUCAAGACCUGGAAAUUAUGAAAGCUCAAUAUCCAACUACAGGUCAUCUCUUUCAACCCCAUCACCUCCCAUCUCUCUAACAAGAACCAAGGAGCUGAUUUCACCUUGUGCAUUGUCCAUGUCAACAGGCCCUGAAAAUAAGAAACCCAAGCAAUACAAGACCAAGUCAAGCUACAAGGCUUUUGCAGCAAUCCCUACAAACACAUUGCUUUUGGAACAGAAGGCACUCGAUGAACCAGCCAAGACUGAAAGUAUCUUCAAGGACAACACUUUAGACCCACCUCUGGAGUUUUGUUCCCCUGCACAGCUCAGGCAGCAAACUGAAGAGCUCUGUGCUACCAUUGAUAAGGUCUUACAGGAUUCCUUGUCUAUGCAUUCUUCUGAUUCUCCUUCAAGUUCCUCACAGACAUUGUUGGGUUCUGACACAAUGAAAAUGCCUACAACUCUUCCGAGAGCAGCUGGUCGGGAAACUAAAUAUGCAAACCUGUCCUCACCAUCCUCUACAAUAUCUGACAGUCAGCUGACUAAGCCUGGAGUAAUUCGACCAGUACCUGUAAAAUCCAAAAUAUUUCUGAAAAAAGAGGAGGAAGUCUAUGAGCCCAACCCUUUCAGUAAAUACCUGGACGAUAAUAGUGACUUCUUUUCUGAGCAGGAUGGGACAGUUCCUCCCAAGCCUGUUUCUCUCCACCCUUUAUAUCAGACUAGACUCAGUCCUCCUGCUCAGUCCCUGCCGUCUCCUCAGACGCUCUCACAUGCUGACUGUCUUACCCCAGGACCCUUCAGUCAUUUGUCCUUCUCACUGAGGGAUGAACAGGAGAAUUCUCACACCCUGUUUAGCGGCAACACAUAUAAUAAGCUGAGUCAUCCAAUGGUGGCUAUUCCUGAACAUGAAAGUCUUGAUUCCAGAGAGCAAUGAAGUUGGAGCAGAAGCUGAAAACACAGGCCACGCUGAAGUUUUCUAGAAUGCUGGUGCUAAUCACUUGCUAGAUUUGAUGUUUAAUUUUUUUUUGUUUUUCAGUAUGAGUGUUCCCUUUAUGAACUGCAAUGCAGAAGUGGAAUUAAAAAAAAAAAGUGUGCAAGCAUAUAACAUCGCAGUACCCGACUAACACCCAGCAUAGAAAAGAUUGAUCUGUGGCUUCUCGCACCACUGUUAGAGCCUUUAAUGCCUUCUGUUAAGCUGACGGCAAAACUAACAUGCCCCUCUAUUUAGCAGCCAAAUAAAGAAGAAUCAUGGGUAAA
Molecule: messenger RNA, 3418 nt
Organism: Ailuropoda melanoleuca (giant panda)
Lineage: Eukaryota; Metazoa; Chordata; Mammalia; Carnivora; Ursidae
Gene: MLIP
Product: muscular LMNA interacting protein
Exons: 16
Coding region: 150-3095 (981 amino acids)
Source: RefSeq, a predicted model, not a curated record